Messenger RNA from Mucor mucedo, 918 nucleotides. RefSeq names its product mitochondrial carrier domain-containing protein. Gene Ontology annotation, molecular function: transmembrane transporter activity. The coding region runs from base 1 to 918 and encodes 305 amino acids. Gene Ontology annotation, biological process: transport. Gene Ontology annotation, cellular component: mitochondrion. The record is from RefSeq and is a predicted model, not a curated record. NCBI's taxonomy places the organism in Eukaryota, Fungi, Mucoromycota, Mucoromycetes, Mucorales, Mucoraceae. The transcript is spliced from 8 exons.
AUGUUAGACGUAGAUGAAAUACCUGAAAAGCCUAAUGUGAACACAUUAAAUAGUGUAUUAUCAGGCUUAGUUGGAGGUUUAGCCGGAUUAGCUGUAGGACAUCCAUUUGUGAAAGUGCGAUUACAGUCACGAGAAUUGGCAUCUCGAUAUAAGGGAACAUGGAAUUGUUUUGUUACAACAGUAAGACAAGAAAAGUUUAUAGGACUGUACAAAGGAAUGGCAGGUGUUGCAGCUGUAAAUGCACUAGUUUUCGGUUCUUACACUUGGCUAAUUCAUCAUCAGGCAGACAGACAGAAACUCGACACACAAUCAUUACCACCCCUGACACAUGUCUUUUUAGCUGGAAUGGGAGCUGGUGUUAUCACAAGUUUUGUAACGUGUCCUAUGGAAUUAGUCAAAGUACAGUUACAAAAUCAAACGCAAUCAAGUACGGUUACCGCACUAAAAGGACCGAUUGAUUGUUUGAGAAAAAUGUAUUCUGUAGGUGGUAUUCGAUACUGUUUUAAAGGAAUGGUCCCUACAGCACUUCGUGAACUUAGUUUUGGUCCUUACUUUUUGACGUAUGAAGUCAUUUGUAGAGGUCUUACUCCAGCUGACUCUCCAAAAUAUGAACUAAGCGGCCCCAAAGUCAUUUUGGCAGGUGGUUCUGCUGGAAUUGUUGCGUGGUGCUCGACAUAUUUUGCCGACGUUGUAAAGACAAGGGUUCAAUCAGAGCCAGAGAGAUAUAAAGGUUUUGUGGACUGUAUCACACGUUCAUACCGUGAGGAAGGUUGGCGAUUAUUCUUCAGAGGUUUGACACCGACGAUUUUACGGGCAUUUCCAUCAAAUGCAGCAACAUUUGCUGCGUACACUUGGACAAUGAAAUUUUUCCAGCCUAAACAAUUAGUAGCCCGAUGUGACGAGGCUGUUCUUUUAUAA